AUGGAGAUCAGGCAACAGAUGCGCGAACGCCUGCGUAAUCCGGUCAAGUUUGAGCGGGCUAAGAGCUGGUACACGAACGGCAAUGGUCCUAUAGGUAUCGACGCCAAGACACCUGCAUUACCCGACGAAGAGGUUGAGAAGGUGUUGGAUGAGGUGGGAGAGAUCAAGAAUUUCCUUUUCUGUCGGUUGCUGCUCUCUCAAGCCACCUUGGUGCCGGCUGCUCUAGAAACAGACAGCAUUAAGGAUUUCCUCCACCGCCCAGAGGUGAUCCGAGAGCAUCUCAGAGACCUGUGCUUGAAACUUGAACAGCCUGGUCUCCAAGAUGUGCGUGACGCUUGUACCGAUUUCACCCGUGAGAGGGAUGGCGUGGCAGAAGAGGAGCUAAAUACUAUGGACGACGUGGACGAUUUCGGCGACGACAAGUAUGUAACGAAAGAACACAGGCUCUUACGGAAGCAUCGAGGUGAUGUUCCAGACAAAUAA
Molecule: messenger RNA, 483 nt
Organism: Parastagonospora nodorum SN15
Lineage: Eukaryota; Fungi; Ascomycota; Dothideomycetes; Pleosporales; Phaeosphaeriaceae
Exons: 1
Coding region: 1-483 (160 amino acids)
Source: RefSeq, a predicted model, not a curated record